Brassica rapa (field mustard) is the source of this 5108-nucleotide messenger RNA. Its product is annotated as abscisic-aldehyde oxidase. NCBI's taxonomy places the organism in Eukaryota, Viridiplantae, Streptophyta, Magnoliopsida, Brassicales, Brassicaceae. The record is from RefSeq and is a predicted model, not a curated record. Gene Ontology annotation, molecular function: FAD binding; 2 iron, 2 sulfur cluster binding; aldehyde oxidase activity.
UUCUCAAGGUACAAGGCUUGGAGGCAUUUGGCCGCGUUCGUUGGAAAUCACAAACAGAAAAUUCCAUGCAUAAUGAAGAUUGAGAGAGCCAAAACUAAUUGACUAUCUAGAUGUACUCCUGCUUCGCCACCACAUCAUGAUAAAGUAAUCAGUGUCAUAUACGGAUGCUUAGAAUUUAGAAAUCAACAACAUUACAUAUGCAGCUGCUAAAAGAAGCAUGAGAAACGCAAAGAGUCGUCAAGAUAAUCAAGAGACCAAGCACACACAAUCCUGUAGAUUGAUGUUGGAUAGCAAAAUCUACAAAAGAGAUUUAUCAAUGUGUUUGUGUUGAAGUUAAGCCACAAGAUGACGAUAAAUCUGUGGAUCGGCCAUCACUGCACCUGUCAACAUCUUUCUUAAAUAUCUAUAAACAUGUGGCUUCUCAUUUUGAUCUCUGUAAUUUUUUUUUUCUGAUCAAAGAUCUCUGUAAUUAUGUAGGAUAAGUCUAAUUUCAAUACUAUGUAAUAUUAUUAGGAUUAAAAAAGUCCAUAAAAACUGAAAAUAUAAUAUUUAAUAACGUUUAGAGGAAACUGCUAAGAAGAAAUAAUAUAAUACAAAUUUAGAAAAGCGAGAUUGGAUAUCGGAUUGAGAUAUCUUUCCAAAUGUCAAUAUUCUCUUUACUCAUUAGACUGACUACUGAUGGACUGACUCGUGGCGCACAGACAGCCUUCGAGCCUCUGUCUGAAAAAACAAAUUUAGAGACAGAGAGAGAGAGAAAGAUCUGUGCGUGAAAAAGGCGCAACUAUAAGAGAAUCCGAUACGAAACUCUUUAUUCUUCCUCAAACCUUUUUGCUCACUUCAAUUCACACAGUUCCUGUGUUUUGAAUUCAUUUGUUUUCCUGGGUUUCUCACAAAUCAAAUAUCUUCCUUGUCGUCACUGUUUCCGAACAUCCAUAAAAAUGGAAGGAAAAGAUUUGGAGUUUGCAGUAAACGGAGAGAGAUUCAAAGUCAACUCUGUUGACCCUUCUACGACUUUACUCGACUUCUUGCGACUCCACACUCCUUUCAAGAGUGUCAAGCUCGGCUGCGGCGAAGGAGGAUGUGGUGCUUGUUUAGUAAUGCUAUCAAAAUACGAUCCAGACUCAGAUCAAGUGAAGGAACAUAGUAUAAACUCUUGCCUCACACUUCUCUGCAGCAUAAACGGAUGCUCCAUCACAACAUCAGAAGGUCUCGGAAACACAAAGAACGGCUUCCACCCAAUCCACAGCCGUUUCGCCGGGUUCCACGCCUCUCAGUGCGGUUUCUGCACUCCAGGGAUGUGCAUUUCUCUCUACUCAGCUCUCUCAAAUAGCUCAGCAGGAGGCCUCACGGUCUCCGAAGCUGAGAAAUCAAUCGCUGGAAACCUCUGUAGAUGCACCGGCUACCGUCCCAUUGUAGAUGCUUGCAAGAGCUUCGCUGCUGAUGUCGACAUCGAGGACUUGGGGUUGAACUCGUUUUGGAAGAAGGGAGAUAGCAAAGAGGCUAUGUUGAAGAGCUUGCCUCCUUACAACCCCAAAGACCAUCUCGUGACAACGUUCCCUGAGUUCUUGAAGAAGAAUGUUCAUAAUGGUUUGGGGUAUCGUUGGACUACUCCUUUUAGUUUAACCGAGCUUCAUAACAUAUUGGAGUCUGCCAAUGCCGGAGGCUCGUUGAAGUUAGUUGUUGGCAACACAGGGACAGGUUAUUACAAAGACGAUGAGGGAAGGGUUGAUAGGUAUGUUGAUAUCAGCCGCGUUCCGGAGAUUACAAUGAUCAAGAGAGAUGAGAAUGGUAUUGAGAUUGGAGCAGCUGUCACCAUAUCGAAUGUGAUCGAUGCUUUGAAGGAGGAAGGCAAGUCUUUUGCCAUUUUCAAGAAAAUGGCGGCUCAUAUGGAGAAAAUUGGUAACCGUUCUAUCAGGAACUCAGGGAGUAUCGGCGGGAAUCUAGUCAUGGCGCAGAGCAGAAAGUUUCCUUCUGAUAUCGCCACGCUUCUGCUCGCUGCAGAUGCGUCAGUGUAUGUGUUUAACGGCGGGAUAAUCAAGAAGGUUAAGCUACAUGAGUUUCUUGACUCGACUCGGGUUUUAGACACCAAACAAGUUCUUUUAAAAGUUGAGAUUCCAGCGUGGACUGAUGACGCUGGACUGCUCUUUGAGACUUACCGAGCCGCGCCUCGCUCUAUUGGCAACGCAUUGCCGUAUGUGAAUGCUGCUUUCUUUGCAAGAGUGUCUCGCCAAAUGGUGGAUGAAUGCUUGUUGGCUUUUGGUUCUUAUGGCGGUGAUCAUUCGAUCAGGGCGACGGAAGUAGAGCGUUUCCUGACGGGUAAAUUGCUGAGUCACAGUGUGUUAUAUGAAGCUAUGUGUUUACUUAGAGGAGUCAUAGUUCCUGGCAAAGGCACAUCUUACCCUGAGUAUAGGAAAGCCUUGGCUGUUGGGUUUCUUUUUGAGUUUUUCUCUCCACUGAUUGAUGAUAAUAAUGGCCAUAGCAACGGCCGUGUAGAUCCCACAGAGUCUCUUCUUCCCUUCCUCUCAUCUUCACAACAAGUGGUAGAGAGUGAUGAGUUUCAGCCUGUGGGUGAAGCUGUUAUCAAAGCUGGAGCUGCAAUACAGGCUUCAGGUGAAGCUGUUUUUGUUGAUGAUAUUCCGACUUUACCAGACUGUUUACAUGGAGCAUUUAUUUACAGCACAGAGCCUUUGGCUAAGAUUAAAAGCAUAAGCUUCAGUGAGAACGUGACUCCUGCUGGAGUUUUUGCAGUUCUUACUUUCAAGGACAUACCAAUACAGGGACAGAACAUUGGUUCCAAGACUGUUUUUGGACCGGGGCCUUUAUUUGCAGAAGAACUCACUCGAUGUGCUGGUCAAAGAAUUGCUCUUGUGGUUGCAGACACACAGAAACAUGCAGACAGGGCAGCAAAACUUGCAGUUGCUGAGUAUGAUGUAAAUAACUUAGAAGAGCCGAUAUUAACGGUCGAAGAUGCGGUUAAGAGAUCUAGCUUCUUUGAUGUUCAUCCAAUGUUUUACCCUGAACCAGUAGGUGAUGUUUUAGAAGGAAUGAAAGAAGCUGAUAGAAAGAUACUCGUGGCUGAGUUCAGGCUCGGUUCACAAUACUUCUUCUACAUGGAGCCACAAACAGCACUUGCCUUGCCAGAUGAAGACAACUGCGUGAAAGUGUUCAGUUCAUCUCAAGCACCUGAGUACGUGCAUUCGGUCAUCGCUACGUGUCUUGGCAUUCCAGAGCAUAACGUCCGAGUCAUCACCAGAAGAGUUGGAGGUGGCUUUGGCGGCAAAGCUAUUAAAUCAAUGCCUGUUGCAACAGCAUGCGCACUGGCAGCUCACAAGCUGCAGCGUCCUGUCAAGAUGUAUCUGAACCGAAAGACGGAUAUGAUAAUGGCUGGAGGAAGGCAUCCAAUGAAAGUGACAUACAACGUCGGUUUCAGAUCAGACGGGAAGCUCACAGCGCUGGAGCUUACAAUGCUGAUAGACGCAGGGAUGGAGCCUGACGUGAGCCCGAUCUUACCUAGGAACAUAAUGGGCCCGCUGAGAAAGUACGACUGGGGAGCCUUGUCGUUCGACGUUAAAGUGUGCAAGACGAAUCUUCUGAGCAGAACAGCGAUGAGAGCUCCAGGGGAAGUGCAAGGCUCGUACAUCGCGGAGGCCAUCAUCGAGAACGUAGCCUCUUCUCUUCAGAUGGAAGCUGAUGAAGUGAGAAAGAUAAACCUUCAUAGUUACAAUAGCCUCAGGAAGUUCUACAAGCAUAUCUCCGGUGAGGCGGAGGAGUACACACUGCCUUUGUUGUGGGACAAGGUGGAGAUAUCUUCAGAGUUCGAGAAGAGAGGUGAGAUGGUUAAGGAGUUUAAUAUGCGUAACGUGUGGCGAAAGAGAGGGAUCUCUCGAGUACCUAUUGUUCAUCAAGUUAUGCAGAGGCCCACGCCGGGUAGAGUAAGCAUCUUGAGCGAUGGUUCGGUUGUGGUUGAGGUUGGUGGAAUCGAGAUAGGUCAAGGGUUGUGGACCAAAGUGAAACAGAUGGUUGCGUAUGGUCUCGGUUUGACGAAAUGCGCCGGAAGCGAUGAGCUGAUUGAGAGGGUACGUGUUGUUCAGGCCGACACGCUCGGUUUGAUCCAAGGAGGUUUCACUGCCGGUAGCACCACGUCCGAGAACAGUUGUGAAGCCGUUAGGCUUUGCUGUGUUAUGUUGGUGGAGAGGCUGAAAGUUACAAUGGAUCAAAUGAUGAUGGAGAAGAAGUCAGGUUCCGUGACGUGGAACAAGCUUAUUCAACAAGCGUAUGCUCAGUCUGUGAAUUUAUCGGCGAGUGCAUUGUAUACGCCAGAGUUUUCUUCCAUGGAAUACCUCAACUAUGGGGUUGGAGUCAGCGAGGUGGAGGUAGAUGUACUGACUGGAAAGACAGAGAUUUUAAGAUCAGAUAUCAUUUAUGACUGCGGAAAAAGUCUUAAUCCUGCUGUUGAUUUAGGACAGGUGGAAGGAGCUUUUGUACAAGGAAUCGGAUUUUUCAUGAUGGAAGAGUACACUACAGAUGAGAAGGGGCUUGUGGUGCAACAAGGCACUUGGGACUACAAAAUUCCCACGGUCGAUACCAUCCCUAAGCAGUUCAACGUCGAGAUUCUCAACACUGGACAUCACAAAAACCGCGUUCUCUCCUCUAAAGCAUCGGGUGAGCCGCCUUUGCUUCUGGCGGCUUCGGUUCAUUGUGCAACGAGAUCAGCGAUUAGGGAAGCACGGAAACAGUCCCUUUCAUGGAACUGUAAUGAUGGAAAUAGAGACGUGUCUGGUGUGGAUUUUGAGUUACCGGUUCCAGCUACUAUGCCCGUGGUAAAGGGUCUUUGCGGAUUGUAUAGCGUAGAGAAGUACUUAGAAGGGAAGAUCUGUGGGAAAUAAAGGCAAAUUCUUGUUGUUGCUGUUUAGAGCGUUACUAUUGUUGCGUCUUUAUAUUAUACAUAACUGAUGUCGCGAGCUAAUGUUUUCAAAGCAUGAGCUUGUAUGAAAGGAAAGAAGACAGAAUAAAGUGAAGAUAGAAAGGCUUCAAUAAUAUUUAUUGUACGGAGAUCAUGUGUGUAAGUAACAUGAAGAAGUAUAAGGGAAACUUAUCUUCAAAGGCGA